AUGAAUAGUGGUGCAAGUCCAGUGCCUUCUGAUGAAGACGAUGUGCGGGGUCAAAUGCUGUCAAGUGCGGAUGAAGGGAACCUGGGUUCGACCGGGAAAUUUAAUACCUUGGAUGAACCCGUCAAAGCUACUCUGAUGAGAGAUGUUCAUGCUGUUGGACAAAGAUUCAAGCAUGUUUUUCGGGUGGAUGACAAGAAAUUCCUGGUCAAAGAUUGGGAUCUUUGGGGACCUCUCAUUUUGUGCACCAUCAUGGCAAUUUUGCUGGAGGGCCAAGAUGUUGUAGUUCAAGAAAGAAAAUAUGAUGGUGGACCCGAGUUUGCAGAAGUGUUCCUACUUGUCUGGGGUGGAGCCCUGGUGGUCACUGUGAACUCACACUUCCUGGGAGGCAAAUUAUCUUAUUUUCAGAGCGUGUGUAUCAUCGGCUAUUGCCUACUUCCACUUUCAAUUUCAUUGCUCCUCUGUCGGAUCGUGCUUUUUUUCAAGCAGUCAACUUUCACAUUCUUUUUGAGACUGCUUUCAACAAUGACUGGAUUGACGUAUGCUGUUUACGCUUCCUACGAGUUCAUGGGCUCCAGCUUGGCUAAGGGCAAGAAAGCAUUGGCUUUGUAUCCGGUCUUCCUGUUUUACUUCAUCAUUUCCUGGAUGGUGAUCUCUACAAAUUGAUUGAAAGACCUGCUGAGAAAAGUUUGAAAUUUGUUGGGAAGGCCUUGUGAUCCGAUUUUGGUUGUGCACCUAUUUUUGGAAAAACACCCGAUUGAAUUUUAUUGAAAUAUCUGUGAGUGAUGAUCUGUUGAUGGAAGUCUAUGUUAUAGACGAUUUUUCAUGCACAUGUGCUGCAAUUGUGGUUGUGAUUUGGAACAAAAAUGCUGUGGUGCUUGUGGUACAAUUGUUUCAGGGAUGACGGGGGUUCUGUGUGGCACGAAUAAAUCACGGUGAUUAUUCCCUCAUA
Messenger RNA from Notodromas monacha, 949 nucleotides. Lineage: Eukaryota; Metazoa; Arthropoda; Ostracoda; Podocopida; Cyprididae. The record is from the annotation of a GenBank genome assembly.